Rana temporaria (common frog) is the source of this 1284-nucleotide messenger RNA. Its product is annotated as olfactory receptor 24-like. NCBI's taxonomy places the organism in Eukaryota, Metazoa, Chordata, Amphibia, Anura, Ranidae. The record is from RefSeq and is a predicted model, not a curated record. Gene Ontology annotation, molecular function: olfactory receptor activity; G protein-coupled receptor activity. Gene Ontology annotation, biological process: G protein-coupled receptor signaling pathway. Gene Ontology annotation, cellular component: membrane. Bases 1 to 1284 code for a protein of 427 amino acids. The transcript has 3 exons.
AUGCAGCAGGAGGAGAUGGAGAAAAUGAGGAAUGAGGAGGAGUACGAGCCCUUUGCUGUAGACUUGUCUCAUGGAGGUGCUAUACCAAGUUUUGUAAUCCAGAGUCAUGAGUUUCUCCAUGUGGUAUCCAAAAGUCCAGUGAAGGGGGUCUUCUCCAGUACAAGGCCUUCUCCAGUACAAGGUCUUCUCCAGUACAAGGUCUUCUCCAGUACAAGGUCUUCUCCAGUACAAGGUUUUCUCCAGUACAAGGUCUCCUCCGGUACAAGAUCUUCUCCAGUACAAGAUCUUCUCCAGUACAAGGUCUUCUCCAGUACAAGGUCUUCUCCAGUACAAGGUUUUCUCCAGUACAAGGUCUUCUCCAGUACAAGAUCUUCUCCAGUACAAGGUCUUCUCCAGUACAAGAUCUUCUCCGACCUCAGAUAUUCUCAGAUCCCGGUAUUUCUCCUCAUCUAUGUGGCCACAGUGGUUGGGAAUCUUCUCAUCAUUUCUCUGGUGGUCUCAGACUCCCAUCUACAGACCCCCAUGUACUUUUCUUUGGGAAAUGUCUCAGUUUUAGACAUCUCCAACUCCUCCAUUUCCACAUCUCAUUUGAAUUUCAACAUCUUUACUGGAAACCGGCUGAUUUCAUACCCAACUUGUAUCUCUCAGGUCUUCUUCUUCACCUGGUUCCUCAGCACUGAGUCCUCCAUACUUACAGUGAUGUCCUAUGAUCGCUAUGUUGCCAUCUGUCAUCCUUUGCGGUACGCAACCAUAAUGAGCCACGAGUUGUGUGUUCAGGUGAUGUUCUUUUCCUGGUUCUUCAGAUUUGUCUGUUCUUUGUUGCACAUGUUUCUUGCACUUAUACUGGCCUUCCCUGACCCCAGCACCAUCCCGGGCUUGUUCUGUGAAUUAUAUCAGCUGAUUCAACUGUCUUAUUCUGACACUUUCCCCAAUUACUUACUUAUAUAUGUUGAUGCUAUAAGUAUUGGAGCCACUGGCUUUUUCAUUACUUUGCUUUCCUAUGUCUAUAUAUUCAAAACCAUCCUGAAAGUGAAAGUGAAGGAUGGAAGACGGAAAGUUUACUCCACCUGCAGCUCCCACCUCAUGGUGGUCUUCAUCUUUUACGGGACGGCUUUUUUCAACUACUUUCAUCCCAAAACUAAGGAUUUUCUGGUAGGCAGAUUGCUGUCUGUAUUUUACACAGUUGUCACCACUCUCCUCAACCCGAUUAUAUACAGCCUGAGAAACAGGGACCUAAAAGGAGCUCUUCAAAAAAUGAUAUCUAGAUUGGACUCCAUACCAUGA